CCGCGAGCUUCCUGGGCCUACGCUUCAACCUGGCCGCGACCUCCCUUCCCGGCUGCGAUCUCCCUCCCUGCGCCUCUCCCUGAAUGAGGGAUUGGGCUCGAGCUGGAGCUCAUUUGAUGCUGCAAUGGUGGGAGAGGAAGAAUCCCAAGUCAUGGCGCAAUUGUUCGGUUCUCAGGAGAUGUUUUGCUUUGAUCACAGUUCUCACUGUGAUCUUUUUGAUUGGAACCAAGGCAGCUAUGAUGGCACCAGCUCUGCUAGUGUUCUUCCUCAUGUAGCUGCCAAUUAUGCAGAAGAUAACUACUUGAUAAAAAAUGGUGGACCUGCCUCCACUUUCACAAACCAAGAAGAGAAAGUUGAAUGGCAAGGAUGGCGACGAUGUUUAGAAGUUCCUAAGAAGAAGGGUUCUAAGAAGGGGAAGAAUUCACUGUCCAAGAGGACCGAGAAGAGUGACGACAAUGUUGGUGCAGCGGAGACCGGCAUAGAUGGUGAUUACAUCAACGCACAUUUUGCAAUCAUUGAAGAGGAAGCCAAAACCUUUGGCAUACCAUAUUGGCCAUCUUUAUUUUGUGCUGUUGGAUUUGUUGAAAUGUUUGAAAUGUUAUCUUAUGAGGCAUUUGGUCUAUCAGCAAGCACUGACACUGACAAGCCAACCACUUAG
This is a messenger RNA of Zingiber officinale, 658 nucleotides long. RefSeq lists its product as uncharacterized. The coding region runs from base 125 to 658 and encodes 177 amino acids. NCBI's taxonomy places the organism in Eukaryota, Viridiplantae, Streptophyta, Magnoliopsida, Zingiberales, Zingiberaceae. The record is from RefSeq and is a predicted model, not a curated record. The transcript has 5 exons.